AUGCAAGCACCAGGCUUAACAAAACUGCCUAGUCAAUAGAAAGUUCCUAAGUAUAGACCUUCCAUCAAUAUAGACAAUUUGAUUGCCAUUUGCACAGGGAAACUCAAGAAUUGCCCAAAUCAUAAGAAAGCGCUUUAUAUUCGUGCAUCAGCUUAUAUUAAGAAAGGAGAGUAUUAAACAGCCAUACAAGAUUGCAAUAAGCUUCUUGAGACUGACGGAGAGAACGUAGGCGGAUAUUAUUUGAGAGGAUGUGCAAAUGAAAAAUUGGGUUAAAUAGAUUUAGCUAUUGAAGAUUUUUCAAAAGUGCUCUCAUUGGAUGAAAAUCAUGUUAAUGCAGCAUUUGCUCGUGCUUCAUGUUUAAAUUUGAAAGGGGACUUUGCUGGAGCUAUUGAAGAUUAUACAAGAGCCUUGGAAAAGGACAAUGCUAAAUCUCUUAACCUGUCUAAUUCUAUCAAUAAGAGGUCUUUGCUGAGGAAUAGUUCUAUGAAAAAGGAUGAGCCCUAUCCUAAGACUGAUGCAUUUUAAUUUACUACUAAAAAGAAUAAAUAUUAGCAACCUGAAGAAGAUGAUUUGAUGAAUCCCCAGAAUGAUGAGGAGUACCUAUAGAAUGAUCAAUCCCAAAUUUAAAAUUAGCCUCAGUAGACUAGCUUUAUGAGUUAGAAUCCUCUGUAUACAAGCAUCGAUGCAAAUGAAUUGAAUAUACAAAGGCCAUCCCAAAUAAUUGACAAAGAGAUAUCGUAACCAAUGUAAUAAUAAUUGAUAUCAAUGAUACCAGAAAACAUCAAAAAUGAUAAUAAGAAAAUCUCAGAUUGGUUUCAUUCUCAGGGUUUUGAGGCUAGGAAAAAGGAAGACUUUAUAAAAGCAAUAGAAUUUUAUACCAUGGCUUUGAUGUUUAAUCCCAAUCAUUUUAAAUCGAUAUUCAAUAGAGGUUUUGCUUUUGAUAAGCUCAGAAUGUACAAUGAUGCAAUCAGCGACUACACGAAGGCUAUUGAAUUGGAUUCAAAGAAUGCUUAUGCAUAUUAUAAUAGAGGGAUUUCCUACGAUAAAAAAGGAGAUUACAAUUUGGCAAUCAAGGAUUUCGCAAAAUCCAUAGAGCUUGACCCGUCAAAAGCAGACUUUUAUCAUAAUAAAGGAUUUGCAAUGAAAAAAAAGAAUUUAAUCAAAGAAGCAAUAUUAGAGUUUAAUGAAUGCAUUCGGUUGGACAAAAAUCAUUUCAAAGCUUAUUAUAAUAGAGCAAAUUGCUAUGAGAAGUUGGGAGACUUUGAUAAAGCAUAAUAAGAUUAUUUGAUUGCUAAUAAUGUUGUUCCGAAUAACCCAAACACUCUAACUCAUAUUGGUAUUUUGAUGGACAGACAAUAAAAAUUAGAAGAGGCACUCAAAUACUUCAACUCAUCUCUGAAGAUAGAUUAGAAUUAUGCUCCUGCAUAUAAUGGAAGAGGGUUGGUUUUUGAUAAAAUCGGCGAAUUUGAAAAAGCAUGCUAAGAUUUUAAUAAGGCAAUUGAGAUAGAACCAUAGAAUCCAGUCUAUAUUCAUAAUAGAGGAUGUUGUAAGAGGAGCAUGAAUAAGUUUGAGGAGGCUUUGGAAGAUUUUAAGAAAGCCUUGUCUUUGGAUUCCAAGAACCCUAUUAUUUACUCAAAUAUGGGAUUAGUUUUGAGGAAGAUGGAAGACUUUGAAACUGCAGCAUAUUGUUAUUCACAAGAAUUAAUUUACUCUUAGGAGAACACAAGAACUUUAAAUAACAGAGGGUACUGUUUGGCCAAGUUGGGUUAGUUUGAUGAAGCCAUAGCUGAUUAUACUAAGGCAAUAAAAUUAGAUCCUGUGAACAUUCAUGCAAUAUAUAACAGAGGGAUUUGUAAUGAGAGGAUUGGAGAAUUUCGUAAAGCUAUAGAGGAUUUCUCUUAAGUAAUUCACUUGUAGAACGACUAAGGGGCUAAUGCUUAUUUCAACAGAGGAUGUUGCUAUGACAAUAUUGGAGAAAUGGAUCUGGCUAUAGCUGACUAUUCUAAAGCACUUGAAAUAGAUAAUAAAACUAGUAAAGUCUCAUGA
Molecule: messenger RNA, 2046 nt
Organism: Paramecium tetraurelia
Lineage: Eukaryota; Ciliophora; Oligohymenophorea; Peniculida; Parameciidae
Exons: 7
Molecular function (GO): protein binding
Source: RefSeq, a predicted model, not a curated record